AACCGAAUUCCUUUGAUUCCUAUUGUCUUCCACCGCCCGAUGUCGACGGUUGAAUCAGCCAAUAUUCCAACCGUUGAAUAUAAACUAUACAGACUUGAUCAAUCACCAAAUAGUCAAGCAAAAUGUUUGCGCGAGCAUGCAUUAAAUUAUUUUAAAAAUCUCUACACAAUAAGGAGAAUGGAAACAACAGCCGGAAAUAUGUAUAAGGAAAAAAUAGUUCGAGGUUUCUGCCACCUUUACACAGGCCAGGAAGCUAUUGCUGUUGGUAUCGAAGCUGCGAUUUCCAAAGAGGACUCUAUUAUUACAUCAUAUCGAUGUCACGCCUUUUGUUAUACUCGUGGAAAUUCAGUACAUUCUAUCUUAGCAGAACUUGCAGGUAAAAGCACAGGCGCAACUCAGGGAAAGGGAGGAAGCAUGCACAUUUAUGGCAAUAACUUCUAUGGAGGCAAUGGCAUUGUCGGUGCACAAAUUCCUCUUGGUACAGGAAUUGCCUUUGCUAACAAGUUUUUGGGCAAACCAAAUGUUUGUUUAGCUCUUUACGGUGAUGGUGCUGCUAACCAAGGUCAAAUUUUUGAGGCCUUUAACCUUUCAAAAAUUCAUAAUCUUCCUAUUAUUUUCAUUUGCGAAAAUAAUCAUUAUGGUAUGGGUACAGCUGCUCAUCGUUCAAGCGCAAAUACGGCAUACUAUACGAGGGGAGACUCUGUUCCUGGCAUAUGGGUAAGCUUAAUCAUUUCGUUAAACUAA
Protopolystoma xenopodis is the source of this 744-nucleotide messenger RNA. The record is from the annotation of a GenBank genome assembly. Lineage: Eukaryota; Metazoa; Platyhelminthes; Monogenea; Polystomatidea; Polystomatidae.